ACAUGGUGCAUGUUCGAAUCGUCUGAAAAAUGAACGUAAAGAGAAAUCAGUUAAAGAGCAAUGAAAACGCGACAAUGGAAUCGGCACACUGUCCAAAAUGUGCAACUUCCUUUCAGUUUGUCAGAAAACCGAAUCCUUUAGUGGUACACUCUGGUAAACCAGUGACCGAGAGAAUUGCAAGACCGCUUGACUGCGGCUAUGUAAUGCAGAUUGUUUCAAUUGGUGUUCGAUCGGACAACGUUUAUGAGGCACGAAUGCUGCUGUCGCCGGAGGUGGAUAUGUCUUCCAUCAAAAUAACCGUAAAAGGAAAUAAUCUGCGGGUAAACGUGUGCAGGCCAUUUAACGAUCAGUUCACUAGUCAUUUGCCAGGGAUCAUCGAUAAAUCGAACGCUGGUGAUAUCAUUAAAAAGAUAAUGAAGCACUGCGAGAACUUGCUUAUACCGGAUGAUAUCGAUAGCGCGAAAGUUCGUGCGGUGGUGGACAAUAAGAACAGAAUGCUCGUGCUUACGGCACCUGCAAUGAAACCUAGUAAAAUGAGAAAGAAAUAUAUUGAGAAAAGUUGAAAUGUUGCUUUUUUUAAUCAUGGUUCUUACAUGAAGCCAUUUAGCAGUCGAAGUUUUCAAACUCGAUAGAACAAAAGAUGAUCGUGCGAAGCUGGUUCCGAAUAAGUUCAUCCAGUUGACUCGUGAAAAAAUGAUUCCUGACAGGAGACUCCAAUAUUUUCGUUUAGACUGAUCACUAUGGAUAAGCUACCGCCUCACUGCCAAGAAAACGCAAUCACCUUAAAGCAAAAUGAUUACAUGAAUUUUGAAAUGAUGUCCAAUGGAAUUAAGGCGAGCUUGAAAUUUGACAGGGUUCCUAAUUUCUACACCAUCGAAAAUAAAGAACUUUACGCUGCACGUACUUCACGAUUUAGUAAAAUUUCAUGAAAUUCAGUGGCAUUUGGAAAAGUUUGGUAACAAUAGGAUUAACGUGUACUUGCAGGCGGAGAUCAAGAUCGAAGGAUUGAAAGUAGGAACUGCCACUUUAGUAACUGAAAAUAUGUUGAAUAUAAAAUUGCAUAGCGCAGAGGAUUGGUCGCACAUAAGGAACCUUAACUUUUUAAUACCGUCCGAAGCAAACGCGAAGAAAGUCUCGAUUGAAAUUUUUAAUGAUACAAUUUUUAUGCGGGCACCGCUUAAAAAGAAACAUACAUAACGUUAUGUAUUCUUAUUAUUACAAAUUAUUAAUAUCAUAUCGAAGGUAGGAAAUAUAGUUUAAAGAUCAAUUACAAAACUAUCAUCCUCUGUUGUCUUCCCAUAUUUAUUCAAAACAAAUAAACGUCAUGGGUCAACAACGAA
This is a messenger RNA of Osmia lignaria (orchard mason bee), 1340 nucleotides long. RefSeq lists its product as uncharacterized. NCBI's taxonomy places the organism in Eukaryota, Metazoa, Arthropoda, Insecta, Hymenoptera, Megachilidae. The record is from RefSeq and is a predicted model, not a curated record.